CCGCCGCCGCCAUAAAAAAAAAAAAAAAUAUGGCGGAGCCUUGCGCAAGUGCGGGCUUGUCACACUCAACAUGGCGAAGAUUUGCUCUCCACCAGGUGGCGUAAGCGAAACGUCCCGGAAGCUCCGUCGCGCGUUUUUGCGUUUGCCGUGGCGGGAGCGAGAGUUUGGAGAUUCGCGCCUCUGCGCUGAGUGGCAAAGCGCGGACCCGACCGCAGUCCGGUCCCUGCCGCCUUCUGGAGCCGCGCCCUCCGCUCGCUGACAGCCGCGCUCUGUCCCGCCGCCACCUGUCCCGUAGCCGCGUCUCCGAGCCCGGGGUCGCCUCAGCCACUGGCCGCGAUGCAUGUGAUCAAGCGAGAUGGUCGCCAAGAGCGGGUUAUGUUUGACAAAAUUACCUCUAGAAUCCAGAAGCUUUGUUAUGGACUCAAUAUGGAAUUCGUUGAUCCAGCUCAGAUCACCAUGAAAGUAAUCCAAGGAUUAUAUAGUGGGGUCACCACUGUGGAACUAGAUACUUUGGCUGCCGAGACAGCUGCGACCUUGACCACCAAGCACCCUGACUAUGCUAUCCUGGCCGCAAGGAUUGCAGUCUCUAACUUGCACAAGGAAACAAAGAAAGUAUUCAGUGAUGUGAUGGAAGACCUGUACAACUACAUAAAUCCACAUAAUGGCAAGCACUCGCCUAUGGUGGCCAAAUCAACAUUGGAUAUUGUUUUAGCAAAUAAAGAUCGCCUGAAUUCUGCCAUAAUCUAUGACCGAGAUUUUUCUUACAAUUACUUUGGCUUUAAAACACUAGAGAGGUCCUAUUUGUUGAAGAUCAAUGGAAAAGUGGCUGAAAGACCACAACAUAUGUUGAUGAGGGUAUCUGUGGGAAUUCACAAAGAAGAUAUUGAUGCUGCCAUUGAAACAUACAACCUUCUUUCUGAGAAGUGGUUUACACAUGCCUCUCCGACUCUCUUCAAUGCUGGUACCAACCGCCCACAACUUUCUAGCUGUUUCCUUCUCAGUAUGAAAGAUGAUAGCAUUGAAGGCAUUUAUGACACUUUAAAACAAUGUGCACUGAUUUCCAAGUCUGCUGGAGGAAUUGGUGUUGCUGUGAGUUGUAUUCGAGCUACUGGCAGCUACAUUGCUGGGACUAAUGGCAAUUCCAAUGGCCUUGUACCUAUGCUGAGAGUAUAUAACAACACAGCUCGCUAUGUGGAUCAAGGUGGGAACAAGCGACCUGGAGCAUUUGCUAUUUACCUGGAGCCUUGGCAUUUGGACAUCUUUGAGUUCCUUGAUUUAAAGAAGAACACAGGAAAGGAAGAGCAGCGUGCUCGGGACCUUUUCUUUGCCCUUUGGAUUCCAGAUCUUUUCAUGAAACGAGUAGAGACUAAUCAGGACUGGUCUUUGAUGUGUCCGAAUGAGUGUCCUGGUCUGGAUGAGGUUUGGGGAGAAGAAUUUGAGAAGCUAUAUGAAAGCUAUGAGAAAGAGGGCCGUGUCCGAAAAGUUGUGAAAGCUCAGCAGCUUUGGUAUGCCAUCAUUGAAUCUCAGACAGAAACAGGUACCCCCUACAUGCUUUACAAAGAUUCCUGCAAUCGGAAAAGUAAUCAGCAGAACUUGGGAACCAUCAAAUGCAGCAACCUGUGCACAGAAGUAGUAGAAUACACCAGCAAAGAUGAAGUUGCAGUGUGUAACUUGGCUUCCCUAGCCCUGAAUAUGUAUGUGUCAUCAGAACACGUGUAUGACUUUAAGAAGUUGGCCGAUGUCACCAGAGUCAUUGUCCGAAACUUGAAUAAAAUUAUUGAUAUUAACUACUACCCUAUCCCAGAGGCAAGCUUAUCCAAUAAACGCCAUCGCCCUAUUGGAAUUGGGGUACAAGGUUUGGCAGAUGCUUUUAUUCUGAUGAGAUACCCUUUUGAGAGUCCGGAAGCCCAGUUAUUGAACAAGCAGAUCUUUGAGACGAUUUAUUAUGGAGCCUUGGAUGCCAGCUGUGAUCUUGCCAAGGAACUUGGUCCAUACGAAACCUACGAGGGCUCUCCAGUCAGCAAAGGAAUCCUACAGUAUGAUAUGUGGAAUGUUACUCCCACAGGUUUAUGGGACUGGAAAUUUCUUAAGGAGAAGAUUGCAAAAUAUGGUAUUAGAAACAGUUUGCUUAUUGCACCGAUGCCUACUGCUUCAACUGCUCAGAUUCUGGGAAAUAAUGAGUCCAUUGAACCUUAUACGAGCAACAUUUACACUCGCAGAGUAUUAUCAGGAGAAUUUCAGAUUGUAAAUCCUCACUUACUGAAAGAUCUUACUGAGCGGGGUUUGUGGAAUGAAGAGAUGAAAAACCAGAUUAUUGCAUGCAGUGGCUCUAUCCAGAGUAUACCAGAAAUUCCUGCUGACCUGAAACAACUUUAUAAGACCGUGUGGGAAAUAUCACAGAAAACAGUUCUCAAGAUGGCAGCUGACAGAGGAGCUUUCAUUGAUCAAAGCCAGUCUUUGAACAUCCAUAUUGCUGAGCCGAACUAUGGCAAACUCACUAGUAUGCACUUCUAUGGCUGGAAGCAGGGUUUGAAGACGGGAAUGUAUUACUUAAGGACCAGACCUGCAGCUAAUCCGAUUCAGUUCACUCUAAAUAAGGAGAAGCUGAAAGAGAAAGAAAAGACAUCAAAGGAGGAAGAAGAGAAAGAGAGAAAUACAGCAGCCAUGGUGUGCUCACUGGAGAACAGGGAUGAGUGUUUGAUGUGUGGGUCCUGACCAGCACUUGAUAGUCAGACUGAGUUGCAGCGUAGGUAGGUGUAGUAGGUUUGCGUGAAGUGGUGUCCUUAUCUUUGGACAUUACUGCAGGGAAGUAGGUUUCAUUGCUCCUCUGGCACCAUUUGACCGGGAAAUGAAACUGAAGACUUUUCACUGUGCGAAGCAUAAAUAUCACCUUUCUUAAAUAAGUCAUUCUGAAAUAAAGAUGAUAAUUUCUAAGUA
This is a messenger RNA of Sorex araneus (European shrew), 2937 nucleotides long. RefSeq names its product ribonucleotide reductase catalytic subunit M1 (gene RRM1). Bases 337 to 2715 code for a protein of 792 amino acids. NCBI's taxonomy places the organism in Eukaryota, Metazoa, Chordata, Mammalia, Eulipotyphla, Soricidae. Gene Ontology annotation, molecular function: ATP binding; ribonucleoside-diphosphate reductase activity, thioredoxin disulfide as acceptor. The record is from RefSeq and is a predicted model, not a curated record. The transcript is spliced from 19 exons. Gene Ontology annotation, biological process: deoxyribonucleotide biosynthetic process; DNA replication. Gene Ontology annotation, cellular component: ribonucleoside-diphosphate reductase complex.